Mugil cephalus (flathead mullet) is the source of this 4385-nucleotide messenger RNA. RefSeq names its product RNA binding motif protein 26 (gene rbm26). Gene Ontology annotation, biological process: mRNA processing. Bases 359 to 3382 code for a protein of 1007 amino acids. NCBI's taxonomy places the organism in Eukaryota, Metazoa, Chordata, Actinopteri, Mugiliformes, Mugilidae. The record is from RefSeq and is a predicted model, not a curated record. The transcript is spliced from 22 exons. Gene Ontology annotation, cellular component: nucleus. Gene Ontology annotation, molecular function: metal ion binding; RNA binding.
CGAGCGGAAGUAAAUAUUCUCCAUGGCACACUAGUGACUAGAGAGAGGGGACGAAGUAGCAACUUAAGCGCGGAUGCUACUUGUUUUUUAUUGAAUUGAAAUCGCCCAAACUCUUCAGAGUUAGUAGGUUCCGCGUCGAGAUACGACAGACUCGCUCCGUCUGCAUUUUGACAGCGGAUACUUCGCGGGUAUUGGGGAACCGUGCAGCACGUUUGGGGCCUGGAAAGACGUAUGCUAAGGUAGCUAGCGUAGCGAACGUUAACGCGGUAGCUCGGCCAAAGACUACUGAAAGGGGGGCACCGACCCAAUUGGUUUUUAACUCUGGCCGCGGUGGAGGGAAAGUUCGGCUGGACCUAAGAUGAUCAUUGAAAACCUCGAUGCCUUGAAAACAUGGCUGUCUGAAACCCUCGAGCCCAUUUGUGAUGCAGACCCCUCUGCCCUCGCAAAGUAUGUUGUUGCUUUGGUGAAGAAGGACAAAACUGAGAAGGAACUGAAAGCCCUGUGUAUAGACCAACUGGAUGUAUUUCUUCAAAAGGAGACCCAGCAGUUUGUGGAUAAGUUGUUUGAAGCCAUUAGCAACAAAAGCUACCUCCCUCAGCCGGAGCAACCAUCCGCUGUGGUCAAAGUUGAGAAAGAAGAGCAGAAGAAGGAUGAGGCAAAUCGGGAGGAAGAACGAGACAAGAAGUUUUCCCGCCGAGUGAAUCACAGCCCGCCACAGUCGAGCUCACGUUACAGUAGAGAUAGCAGGCGAGGAGAUGACCGUAAGAGAGACGAUCGCUCCAGGAAGAGGGAUUACGAUCGCAACCCGCCACGGAGAGACUCGUACCGCGAUCGAUACAAUCGCAGAAGAGGCCGGAGCCGCAGUUACAGUCGCAGCCGCAGUCGGAGCUGGAGCAAAGACCGCGUCCGAGACCGCGAGAGGGACAGGGACAGAGAAAGGGACAGAGACAGAGAGAGGGAACGGGAUCGCAGCAGGAGCCGGACCCUCAGCAGAACUCGCUCUAGGAGCAGGAGUAGAGAACGGGAUUCGGGGAAACUGAAGUAUGAUCAUGACCGAGCGGACAGGCCAGAGGGCGGCGACGGCUACGCCCCGACAUCCCUCGUCUCCACUGCGACUACUACACACUUCCCUGUGCCGACGUUGAGCAGCACCAUCACAGUUAUCGCCCCCACUCAUCAUCACAGCAACAACACCACUGAAAGCUGGUCAGACUUUCACCCAGAGCCCCCUGUGGACCGUGGACCUUUUAUUAGGGGACCACCCCCUCAACAGAGAAAGCGAUGCCGCGACUAUGAUGAAAAGGGCUUCUGCAUGCGAGGGGACAUGUGUCCUUUCGAUCAUGGGAGUGAUCCAGUUGUAGUGGAGGAUGUCAAUUUGCCCAAUAUGUUGCCCUUCCAACCACCAAUCCCAGGUGUGGAACCACAGCCGCCCCCAGGCCUCCCACCACCGCCUCCUCUCAUGAACCCACCACCCGUGAACCUUCGGCCCCCUGUGCCUCCGCCGGGUGCCCUCCCACCGAGCCUUCCCCCUAUCGCAGGUCCUCCGCCCCCGCUUCCUCCUCUGCAACCAGCGGGCAUGGAUGCGCCUCCUAAUUCCAUGACCAGCUCGGUUCCCACCAUCGUCACUUCGGGGAUGCGCUCCUCCCUUCCUCAGGCCUCGGUGCCGCGCUUCACCCCUGACCGCUAUGAGACAGAUGUGUACAAUCCCGAGGCUCCCAGCAUCACUAAUACCCCGAGGCCGAUGUACCGCCACCGAGUGAACGCCCAGAGACCCAACCUGAUUGGCCUCACAAUGGGGGACGUCGACCACCCUCAGCGAGACAAGAUUCCCAACAACAGUAUGAGAAUCGUCAUGGAGUCUGACCCAAGGAAGAGAUCAGCAGCCUCCCAUGAUGGAGGCCUCCUCGCAAAGAAACCCUGGUUUGAUAAAUCCAACUUUAACAGACCAAACCACCAGGGCUUCCACAAAAGGCCUCAGUUCUCUCAGAACGCCAAGCUGCUUGUUCGGCAAAUUCCCCCUGAGCUCAACAACAUCAGCAAACUCAACGAACAUUUCAGCAAGUUCGGCACCAUCGUCAACCUGCAGGUGGCCUACCAGAACGACCCAGAGGGGGCGCUCAUCCAGUUUGCCUCUCCAGACGAGGCCAGGCGCGCUGUGCAAAGCACAGAGGCUGUGCUCAACAACCGUUUCAUCAGGGUGCACUGGUUCCGUGAGGACGGCAGCGACGGGCAGGGCCAGGCUCACUCACAGCAGCAGCCACAGCCGAACACGCCUUCAGCCACCUCUCUGAAGCAGUCUGUUAAAGAUCGCCUUGGACCGCUUCUCCCUGCGAACUCUGAGCCUUCCCAGGAUUCCAGCGUAGCUUCUCAGAAUUCUUCUAAAGUAUCAGUGAAGGACCGUUUGGGUUUCUCUGCCAAACCGACAGCUCCCGUUGAAAAGGUGUUUUCGACGUCCACGGGCCUGACUAAGACCGUGUACAAUGCUGCUGCGAUGAAGGCAGCCCAGAGGACCUCAGAGGAAGCCCUGAAGAAGAAGCAGGAAGCCCUGAAACUGCAGCAGGAUGUAAGGAAGAAGAAGCAGGAAAUACUGGAGAAGCACAUUGAGACUCAAAAGCUCCUCAUAUCCAAACUCGAGAAAAACAAACCAAUGAAAGCAGAGGAUAAAGCCAAGAUCAUGGAAACGUUGGGCAUGUUAACUAAGAGCAUUACCAAACUGCAAGAGGAGAUAAAGGGGAUCUCGAGCAGCAGCAACCUGCUCCGGACAGCCAAGAGCAAGGCCCAGGCACAGAAAGAACUGCUUGAUGCAGAGUUGGACCUGUAUAAGAAGUCUCAGGCUGGAGAGGACACUGCUCUGCUGAAGAUGAAGUAUACCCAGCUGCAAAUCGAGGCUGCCAAGAGGGGAAUCCUGUCACCAGGCCGAGGCCGAGGCGCUCACCCUCGGGGCCGCGGUGCCGUAAGGGCCAGAGGACGGGGCGCCAGGGGCCGCGGCAGAGGUGCAACGGUGCACGCGGUCGUGGACCACAGGCCGAGAGCGCUGGAAAUCUCCGGGUUCACGGAUUCGGACCGCAUAGACUUGCUGCCACACUUUGCUCAAUUCGGAGAGAUUGAAGAUUGUCAGAUCGACGAGAACAACCUGUCUGCGGUCAUCACGUACAAUACGAGAGCAGAGGCAGAACAGGCCGCUCUUCACGGUGUGAGGCUGAACAACCAGACUCUACGCCUGGCUUGGCAUAAGCCCGUCUCGACUCUCAGCACCGCGGACGCUGACGAGACUGAACCAGAGGAGGAUGAGUACCCAGAAGAGUCGCUGAGUGACGACGCGUUGCUGCAGGAUGACGACGAGGAAGAGGACGACAACGAGCCCCGGUCCUGGCGCAGAUGAAGCUCAAGUCAGACACUCCUUCCUGGUGGCGCCGCCGCGGAGGACGACCUACAAUCCAGCAACGAUUUCAAUGCCUGUUUAUGAAUCAGUAAUAAGGCACAUUUCAAUUUGGCUUGACUUCUUCCUCUCUAAACAUAUAUAUACAUACAUGCAUAUAUAUAUAUAUAUAUGUGACUGGCAGAGGUACCUUGUGUGAGUUUGAUUAGUUUUAUUGUGCAUACCAGAUGUGCUGAAUUUUUUUAAUGCUCUUAAUGUAGUUUUUUUUUUUCCCCACUAAUACAGAUAGCUUGUCUAAAUGUGUGACAGUGGAUCACUCACAGACACAUUUGUUGACCUCUCAGUUUAAAACAAACAAAAAAAACAAACCUGUGUUGUAAUUUCACUGACAGACUGUAGCAUUUGCAGGAUAGUAUUAGGUUGACUGGUUUCAAUGCUUGUGUGUAAAUAUUUUAUGCCUGGGGUUUAAAUGAUUUGUAUGAAAGCUUGGCUUCUCAGUUCUUGGCUUUACUUUGGAUUGUACAAAAAAAAAUAAAGAAUUGAAAUGGUCUCAAUACCCUGCCAAAAAAAAAAAAAGAAAAGAAAAAAUAAUUAAAAAAAAACAAACAAAAAAAGACAAAUAUCGUGGCAGUGGGAAAAAAAACAAAUGAGCCGAAAAAGACCAUUUCAAAAAAAUAACAAAAAAAAAAACUUCAUCUUCACCUAAAGAGCAACAUUCCUGAAAAAAAAAAAACUUUUUAUUUUUGGAUCGUAAGGUAAUGAAAUCUAAUCCACUGAUUUCCAUGACAAGGUAAGAACAUGAGGUCAAUAUAAGAAUUUCUCUCCUGAGAAAUUAAUGCACGGUAACUGAGAACAUUUGUCCUCUUUAUUUUCAGGCGCUGCCUCCGGCCACAACCCUGCUCUCUCCAAGAGGCUUUAACAUGUUCAAUAUCAUAAUAUCUGUAUUUUUUUGUACCAAAUUCAAAUGCUGCUGUAUGUGAAUACAAAUAUAUAUUUAUUUUUUUAA